AAGCGCUAGGACGCCUGGGUUCUCCGGACGGGCGAAGGCCCGGACCGGCUCCAGGCUCGAGUUUCCCGGAGCGACUGGGGCUGGAAAGGGGUCUUUAAGCUCUCUGAUUCUGCUUUUCCUUGCAGAGCGGCGCUGUCCGUCCGCCCCUUCGGGAGAGAUGUCUGUCUCCUUGGACCUGAAGUCGAAGGAGGACAAAGACGCGGAGCUGGACAAGCGGAUCGAGGCCCUGCGGCGCAAGAAUCAGGCCCUCAUCAAGCGCUACCAGGAGAUUGAAGAGGACCGCAGGAAGGCUGAGCAAGAGGGCAUUGCUGUGACGGGCAUUCGUCGGCCCCGCUCUGUGGAAGGGGAGGGACCAGAGAGGCGGCGGGGGGAACUGGACUCCCCCACCUUGACUGUGCAGGUCUUGCUGUCCCCAGAGGAAAAGCGUGUGGUCAGCAGCGAGAGGAAGCCGCCCACCCGUGUCAAGGCCUUCCGCAGCAGUCCAAACGCCCAGAGUUCUGUCCGUGGAGGCCCCUAUCCAGGCAGCCGCUCCCCCCCAAAAGCAGAUGCCCCCCCAGGGCAGCCAAGUUGGGAAGGGGCUGGCCGAGAGGGCCAGGGGGAUGACAAGCGGGCAGGGUGCGGGGGACGCGGCCGGAGGCUUCGGGGGCGAGCGGGGCGAGCGGGGCCUGCUGGAGAUGCGGCGGGGCCUGACAGGAGAUCCCAGGAGUGGGAGGAACGUCGCCGGCAGAACAUUGAGAGGAUGAAUGAGGAGAUGGAGAAGAUUGCAGACUACGAGCGCAGCCAGCGCCAGGAUGGACUCCAGGAGAAGAACCCCGUUCGGAACUUUUUGGAUGACCCCCGGCGCAGCGGGCCCUUUGCUGAGACUGACAGACGGGAGGGCAGUCGGCGCCACAUGCGGAACUGGGGCGGGGCAGACUUUGACAAAGUGAAGACUGGCAUGGAGCAGGGCAAGGAGUGGCUUCCCCCGGUACGGGGAGUGAAUGGUCGUGGCAGUGCCCGGCGCCGGGGGACAGCGGCCUUGGACAUGACGCUCUCCAUGACAGGUCGGGAACGGGCGGAAUACAUCCGCUGGAAGCGGGAGCGGGAGCAGAUUGACCGGGAGCGGCUGGCGCGGCACCGACAGCCCACGGGGGAGUGGCGCAGGGAGUGGGACGCCGAGAAGACGGAUGCUGCGUUUAAAGAGGGGGCAAAACUCAGUGAUCCAGCAGUUAGCAGGCAGGAGUCCAAGCGGCCCCCCAAGCCCCCCACCUUUGGGCAAUUCUUGUCUGAGCAGCAACCAGAGCGGCAGCGCAGGAAGAACAGGGGCCAAGGAGGCCGGCGAGGUGGCCCCUCCAAGCCCUACAGCAUGCAUGACAAUCGCUGGGAGGAGCCAGAUCCAGCCCCAGCCCCAAACAAGGUGGCCGAUGCGGUUGCACAGCAGGAAGAGCCACCUGCCUCCCCCCCCACAGGACCUGGGGAGGGGGGGGAAGAGGAGGAGGAAGAUCAGUGGGAGGAUGUCAGUGAGGAGGAGGAGGAAGCUGAAGGCUGUGGCAGCCGGGGCUACUCCACUGAGGAGGCGGAGGAAGAGCCUGACACUGCCCAGCCGCCUAGCCACAAUCGGCAUCUCUCCCUGGCCGUGCCUCCCCCCCAGGCAGAGACUGCAGACACGGAGGGGACGCCCCUGACCCCCUUCUCACCAGCAGAGGGGUACCACCCUGUUUCUGACUGGGGAGAGGAGAUGGAUCUGAGCUCAUCCCGGGCUGACGCCCCCAAGGGCCCCUUGGCUGUCCCUGGAGAGGAGCCUUCUGCAAGUGCCGGGAUGGAGCCCCCAAACCUCCUGGCUGAGCAGGGCGCCUUGCUGGCCUCCUCGGUGUCCCCUCCUGGCCCCAGAGCACCCCAGGCUGAGACGAGUGAGGACCUGGAAGCCCCCACGGCUGAAGCGGGGGCUGCGCAGGAGCCUGGAGAGCAAGGUGCUGUAACGGAGCCGGUCCCAGGCCAUGCACCCAGCACCGUGGAGAUCACCAGCUUCCAGCAGGAGCAGACGGAGGCCUGAGGCGGAUGUCCCAGCAGCGCAAGAGGAGCUGGAGCCAGAACACCAUUCUCCGGGUGUGGCUGGGUGGAAGAGCACUCCUCUGUUCUGCCUGCUUGGGCGGUUCUCUCACACAGCCUCCAUCACCCCCUCCCCAGCUCACCCUACACUGACUUGCCUUUUAGGGUUGUUCACUCAAUUCCUGGGCAGAUGAGAAAGUUGGCCCCUGCAUGUGAGGCUGCUGUCCCUACUGCUGCCACAUGGGGCAUGUUUUUUAUUUGGGAGGGGGCUUUGCUUGCUGGCCCUGCCUUUCCUCCUCCCCCAUCCAUCUGCUUCUAUGCUUCCUUGUCAGGCCAUUUCCAAGCGCAGAGGCACAGGGGCCCAGUCUGGCAGGGGGGGUUGACAGCAGCUCCUUGCGUGGAAAAGGCUGCAGCCCCUCCCACGUCUCCCUUGGCUGCUGCCUGCUCUUGUGUAAGGGCUGUUUGUGGGGGUGCUCCAUAUCAUGUACCAAUGAAAAGGGUUCCCUGCAAUAAAGCAUUUGAAGAGUC
This is a messenger RNA of Rhineura floridana, 2556 nucleotides long. RefSeq names its product coiled-coil domain containing 9 (gene CCDC9). The record is from RefSeq and is a predicted model, not a curated record. Bases 158 to 2032 code for a protein of 624 amino acids. The transcript is spliced from 14 exons. NCBI's taxonomy places the organism in Eukaryota, Metazoa, Chordata, Lepidosauria, Squamata, Rhineuridae.